CUUUGAUGGGCACCUGGUGUCCAGCCAGGGUCAACCCACCACAAGGAGAAAAGCUCUUCAGGAUGCAGACUUCUUGCUUUUGCACAGGCGAAGAGUCGACUGCUGUAAUGAUGCCAUCGCAGCAGAGAGCGGAGGAAGGGACCAGUUUUAGCCUCAAGUGCAUUAAAGAUAAAAAGGUCCCCAUCGGGGUCACCGUGGUCGUAGCAGCGUUGCUUCUCACCAUAAUCGCGCUGGCGGCUAAGAAAUGCCCGUCCUGUCCAUCCUGCUCCUCUCCUGUCCUUCCCAGCUGCCUGGAAAAUGGGAUCGGGUACAGGGAGAAGUGCUUUUACUUUGUGGAGGACGAAACGGACUGGAACAGGAGUCAGAUCUUUUGCCGUUCUCUCGGAGCCCAUUUGGCCACCAUUGACACCCAGGAGGAGCUGCAUUUCCUCUUGCGCUAUGGGAGUUCCUUGCACUACUGGAUCGGUCUCCACAGGGAAGGCUCUGGACCUUGGAAAUGGUCCAACGGGUCUCUCUUCAGCAAUGGGUUCGAGGUCCGGGGCAAGGGCCAAUGUGCCUAUAUCGAUGCUGACGGGAUCAGCAGCGACUGGUGCUCCCAGAUGAAAUACUCUGUCUGCAACCACCCGCAAAAGCACCCCAGUGGGAUUCAGAAGGAUUCGGAAAUCAUUCUGAAUUUCACCUGAAAUUUCCCCGUCGGCAGAGAAGAUCAACCACAAGCUGCUAUUAACCCUACGCAACAUGGUAGUGAGCGUCUCCCAACGGCACAGAUUUGUUUUAAUUUUAGCUUACAAAAGCAGAAACUCCUCAUGACAAUGACACAGAGCCGUGACCAAAGGAUCCUUACUUUAGUCUGACCGCUAGAGUCUUUCCAGUUUUGCAGACUUGGGAAUAUUGAAGAGGCUUGGAAAACUCCCUGCUUUGCUGGCAGCUGCCGUGCUGCAAAGCUCAGUCCUGCUGGUUUUGGUGUCUUUGUUCUUUGGUGGAUUUGGAGAAGUUGGAGGUGAGAGGCAGAAAUGCAAAGUGGAGAAACGAAACAGAAUUGCUUCCGAGUCCUGCUCUGGGAUGUGUUUUGGCAUCCUGGCGUGAUGCCCGGUACCAAGUCUGUCCCUGUUGUUCCUCAUGUUGUUUCCUCUGGCUUAAAUCACUGUGGCCUCUUUCUGGCAAAUCCAGCGGAACAAAGCGCUGCAGAUGUGGGAGUGCAGCUGAUCCCUCCAAAUCGUGGCACAAGCGUCUGCCUCCAUGGGACCCUGCACUGGGAACCUCAAAAGCACCGUGAUGGCAAUCAGCCUGGCGUCCUGCACUCAGACGCUGUUUCCAGUGACAGUAUUUAUCUCAUUGGGGUGUUUUCCUCCCCAAAACCUGAACCAGGUCAGCAGUUGUCCACUCAGCUGUGAGCACGGGAAGGUACCAGCCUCUUGUUUUUCCAGCUGUGUUGGGGGAGUCUGUGCUCCCCCAAAAACUUUUCUCCUCCCUACACCCCCAUGUGUGUAUUACUUGUCUAAUAAAUAUUAGCUCUAUCAGAA
Messenger RNA from Harpia harpyja (harpy eagle), 1523 nucleotides. RefSeq names its product C-type lectin domain family 2 member A-like. The record is from RefSeq and is a predicted model, not a curated record. NCBI's taxonomy places the organism in Eukaryota, Metazoa, Chordata, Aves, Accipitriformes, Accipitridae. The transcript has 7 exons. The coding region runs from base 6 to 683 and encodes 225 amino acids.